This is a messenger RNA of Volvox carteri f. nagariensis, 1006 nucleotides long. It is a transcript of the gene centrin, whose product is annotated as centrin. Gene Ontology annotation, molecular function: calcium ion binding. Bases 89 to 601 code for a protein of 170 amino acids. The transcript has 9 exons. The record is from RefSeq and is a predicted model, not a curated record. Lineage: Eukaryota; Viridiplantae; Chlorophyta; Chlorophyceae; Chlamydomonadales; Volvocaceae.
AGAAGUAUUAUAUAAUUGAUAGAGUUGCUCAGUGACCUAGUUUAAAUACUUUCAGGAAAGCUCCGUGAUAAGGACUAAGGCUCCCACCAUGAGCUACAAGGCCAAGACCGUCGUGUCGGCCCGUCGGGACCAGAAGAAGGGGCGAGGGGCAGGGCUUACGGAGGAGCAGAAGCAGGAGAUCCGGGAGGCCUUUGACCUUUUUGAUACGGAUGGAAGCGGCACCAUCGACGCAAAGGAGCUUAAAGUUGCCAUGCGUGCUUUGGGCUUCGAGCCAAAGAAAGAGGAGAUAAAGAAGAUGAUUUCUGACAUCGACAAGGAUGGCUCAGGAACUAUUGAUUUUGAGGAGUUCUUGCAGAUGAUGACCGCCAAGAUGGGCGAACGUGACUCGCGCGAAGAGAUUCUUAAGGCGUUCCGCCUCUUUGACGAUGAUGGGUCCGGGACCAUCACCUUGAAGGACCUUCGCCGCGUGGCUAAGGAGCUCGGUGAGAACCUCACGGACGAGGAGCUUCAAGAAAUGAUUGACGAGGCGGAUCGCGACGGCGAUGGUGAGAUUAACGAGGACGAGUUCAUCAGGAUUAUGAAGAAGACGUCUCUCUUCUGAGCAUCGGAGCAUGGGCGUUGAUCUCACCUCGCUAUGAAUUGGGGAUGUUGCCAGGGGUCUUGCCAUCGAGCAAGCUAGGACAGUGUACGUUUUUUUUGUGCCUACUGUGUACAGGCCGCUGCAUGACAGCAGUGCGGCGCAUGUAUAGUGGUUCCUGAGUGUUAUUCGUAGUCCUGACAGUCCCGUCAUAUGACUGCAUGUUCAGUGCAUGUGGAAGUGGUAGGCAGAUAAGUAUUUUGGAUGAGACUGUGCGCGUUCUGUACAUACUUCGUCUAUCUCCUGCCAUCGGAACAUGGCAAGCACAUCUUGCCGUUUCUUGCCAUCCAAUGCUGGCAAGCAUGAUAGCCAGGGACGCGUGCCUCGAACCAUCUGUAAAACGGAUAAUGUAAAUACUUGAGUAAUUUA